AUGACUUUCCACUCUGGCCGCACUGAAGCUGGAAGAGAACAGGACGGGGGUCCCCUGGGACCCCUUGCCACAGCCCCCGUGACCACCCUCUCCAACCAAGUGCCCCCCUCAGAUGAAAGAGCCCUCCUCCAUGUAGAAGACAGGACCCCUCUGGGCUCCACAUCGGCUGCCUCAGAGACUGCUCCAAGCCAACAGGACGCAGCAAAGAAGAGUCAGAAGAAAAGGGUGUGCAUGGAAGGGAAGGCAGCUCCACAGAAUAGGAGCCCUCUGGCCUCCAGUUCUGCGUCUUCAGAGGUUGUCCCUGAGCAGAGAGCCAGGACAAUGAGAGGCCAGAAGAAGAGGAGAUGGACGGAUGUGAAGGCAGGGACCCAGGAGAGAAGUGCCCCGGCCUCCAAUUCCACCACCUCUGAAGCUCUCUCUGAGCUGAAGUCCUGGAAGAAGAGGGGGCAGAAGAACAUAUGGACUGUCAAUCAUGUUGAGGGGACAAAACUCAGGAUGAACAAGAGGAGAAGACCCAGUUAUCGUCCUGAAGACCAAGAAGCAUUCUACCGACUUCUGGAGGAUCCUGUUAUCCAGAGCUUCUUGGAAGCUGACAUUUUCCUCAAAGUGUCUGAUAAGUACCUGCUUUCCAUGGUGGUGGAAUAUUUUGGCCGGGUCGGGCUGCCUGGACACCUCUACAACAGGAUCCACUUCUUCCUGGCCCUCUACAUUGCCUCUGACAUGGAGGAGGACAACCCCACAUCUAAACGGAGCAUCUUCCAGUUCCUGCUGGGCAGGGAGCACUGGCCAGAACUCUACAAGGAGUUCCUGAAGCUGAAGGUGGAGUUCUUCCAUGCAAUGGGGCACCGAGCCUGGGUCACCCCGGAGUUGUGUGAGGAGAUCCAGGCCCAGAACCCACAUCACUGGGUCUGGAGUCGGGCACGCCAGUGCGCCCCCUAGGUCCCCAGGGAACAGAACGGGGGCUGCAGGU
Messenger RNA from Lynx canadensis (Canada lynx), 970 nucleotides. RefSeq names its product putative speedy protein E7. The record is from RefSeq and is a predicted model, not a curated record. NCBI's taxonomy places the organism in Eukaryota, Metazoa, Chordata, Mammalia, Carnivora, Felidae. The coding region runs from base 1 to 939 and encodes 312 amino acids. Gene Ontology annotation, molecular function: protein kinase binding. Gene Ontology annotation, biological process: positive regulation of cyclin-dependent protein serine/threonine kinase activity. The transcript is spliced from 8 exons.